This is a messenger RNA of Epinephelus moara (kelp grouper), 1944 nucleotides long. Its product is annotated as sodium-dependent neutral amino acid transporter B(0)AT1-like. The transcript is spliced from 11 exons. Bases 45 to 1751 code for a protein of 568 amino acids. Gene Ontology annotation, cellular component: membrane. Gene Ontology annotation, biological process: sodium ion transmembrane transport. The record is from RefSeq and is a predicted model, not a curated record. Lineage: Eukaryota; Metazoa; Chordata; Actinopteri; Perciformes; Serranidae.
ACCCUGUCUGACAACCUAGAGACUGGAAUAACUCAAAAGACACCAUGAGACUGGUUCUUCCAAACCCUGGACUCGAGGACAGGAUCACCUCUCAUCAGGACCUGGAGAAGAUGGAGAAGGAGGAGGCAGGGGACAGGCCCAAAUGGGACAACAAAGCCCAGUAUCUGCUCACCUGUGUGGGCUUCUGUGUGGGGCUUGGCAACGUGUGGAGGUUCCCUUACCUGUGUCAAAGCCACGGAGGAGGUGCUUUUAUGAUCCCUUUUAUUAUCCUACUCAUCUUGGAGGGGAUCCCACUGUUGUACCUGGAGUUUGCCAUUGGCCAACGCCUUAGAAAGGGCAGUGUAGGGGUUUGGACUGCAAUUCACCCCUACUUGACUGGAGUUGAUCUGGUAUCAGAGUGCAAACGCAGCUCUCCAGUGGACUACUUCUGGUACAGAGAAACACUGAACACCUCAGAGGCUAUUGAAGACACUGGAGGUCUGCAGUGGCGGAUGGUGCUGUGUUUGGCUGCUGCCUGGAUUGUCCUCUAUAUUUGCUGCAUUAGAGGCAUUGAGACCACAGGGAAGGCUGUGUACAUCACCUCCACUCUGCCAUACCUCGUCCUCACCAUCUUCCUCAUCAGAGGACUGACUCUGAAAGGAUCCGUAGAUGGAAUCAAGUUCCUCUUCACACCAGAUCUAGAUGAGUUGGUGAACCCAGCAACGUGGUUGGAUGCAGGAGCCCAAGUGUUUUAUUCAUUCUCCCUGGCCUUUGGAGGUCUCAUCUCUUUCUCCAGCUACAAUCCUGUUCACAACAAUUGUGAACAAGAUGCUGUUAUCAUCUCCAUUAUUAAUGGCUGUACUUCUAUCUUUGCUGCCACUGUCAUCUACUCCAUCAUUGGCUUCCGGGCAACAGAGCAGUUUGAUGCCUGCCUUAAUGAAAACAUUUUGAUGCUGCUGAAUGUAUUCGAUCUGUCUGAGGGGUCCAUCACACACAGCAACUAUGAUGAAAUGCUGCGAAAGCUCAACAGCACGAUAUCAGGGUUAGAGGUCAUUCAGGGGCUGGACCUCAACACCUGCAACCUGCAGACUUUUCUAAGUGAUGGAGUGGAGGGAACAGGUCUGGCUUUUAUUGUGUUCACAGAGGCCAUCACAAAGAUGCCUCUUUCUCCCCUCUGGUCUGUCCUCUUUUUCAUCAUGCUUUUCUGUCUCGGCCUCUCCACCAUGUUUGGAGCUAUAGAGGGAACUGUGGUUCCCCUGCAGGACUUAAAUGUCUUUCCUAAGAAGUUUCCUAAAGAGGCGCUCACAGGAAUCGUAUGCCUCACUGCCUUCUUGAUUGCGCUCAUCUUUACUCUGCGGUCUGGGAGUUACUGGUUAGCACUCUUUGACGGCUAUGCAGGCUCUGUCCCUCUGCUCAUUAUCGCCUUCUGUGAGAUGAUGGCUGUAGCCUACCUGUAUGGAAUGGAUAGGUUUAACAAAGACGUUGAGUUCAUGAUUGGACACAAACCCAACAUCUUCUGGCAGGCCACAUGGAGAGUGGUCAGCCCUUUGAUUGUCUUUGUCAUCUUUGUGUUUUACUUUGCCACCAAAGUCAGUGCCGAGCUGACAUACGUCACCUGGAAUCCAAGCUCGGAGAACUUCCCAGUGUUGGAGGCAAUACCGUAUCCCAGCUGGGUCUAUGUUAUCAUCUUCCUUCUGGCUGGAGUUCCCAGUCUUUUAGUCCCUGCAUCUGCUUUGUACAAAUUAUUCCGACGCUGCUGCAAGAAAGAUUGACAAGAACAUUACACUGUUGCUUGACAGAUGUGAUCCCAUGUUUUUUCAAACAGAGGCCUGUGCAAUAAGGAUUGUUUUUAUGGUUUGGUUUGCUUUACUUUGUUGAAAUUUGGUUUGUUGAAGUGAUUUAAUUUUAAGAUAUAUGUGUGCUGAGAUAUCUUUAUUGUGUUGACAGUGUGUUGAUAAAAGGAUA